AUGAAGAGAAAACGCGGGGGGAAACGUGGGGGGAGAGGCAGGGGAUCAUCGAUCAAAGAAGACGAGAUCAGAAAGUGCGAGGGAUCAUCGAUUGACGAAGACGCGAGCAGAAAGUGCGAGGGAUUAUCGAUUCAAGAAGACGAGAUCAGCGAGGAAUUUUCGAUUGAUGAAAACGACAGGAUCAGUAAGUUACCAGAUGAAUUAAUUCAUCACAUACUUUCUUUCAUGGAUAUGAUAUUUGCUGUUAAAACUUGUGUUUGCUCGAAAAAAUGGAAUUAUAUGGUGACUUCUCUCCCAACAUUAAAGCUGGAUUAUUCUUUGCAAAAAUAUGGUCAUGAAUAUGAUGAGUUUAACAUCGAAUUAGUCAGCAAGGCACUGGAAUCCCGUAAUAAGUAUAUUCAACGGUUACAUAUUAACCUUCCUUAUGAAUAUGAGCGUCCGAUUCAUAGCUGGAUACAAGCUGCAUUAGAAGCUAACGUCGAAGAUAUUUGUAUUUCUCACACCAGUGAGAAAAUUCAGAUUCCGGACGGUACGUUUUCCUCUGAUUCAUUGAAAAAGUUGACACUUGUGAUCCCUCGUAUACCGAUUGAUCUAUCCAAGUCAUCGGAUUUACCUAGUCUUGUAUAUCUGAAACUUGAUUAUAUUCCAUCUGCGGAUGGAGAGGAAAUAAAUAAGUUAGUAGCAAGUUGUCCUGUUAUUGAAUAUCUGGAUUUAAUGUUACGUAAUCCUAUUACUUAUCAUGGUGGUAUUAAAAUCCGUUCUCCUACGCUGAAGCACUUAAAGAUUCGUAAACAUGAAGGAAGAACUUCGCUGAGUUUAUAUGCCCCAAAACUUGUAUCCUUAUUCUUUGAAUCAGCUACAAACAACGUUUAUCUGGAAGAUGUUUCUUCCCUAGUGAAUGCGACAAUUGCUACAAAGGAGGACAGGCAUCAUGGUGUUUCGCAUUAUGGUGCUUCUUCCCUAUCCAAUGCGACAAUGGUUGCAAAAGAGGACGGAGGUGAUGAUAUGUCUACAGAUCUUACACCUCAGAGAACGUCUCUGGAAGUGCUUCGUAACGUGCAAUGUCUAACAAUAUCGGUUCCACUACUCCAGGAUAUCCCGGGACUUCCAGAGUUCCUAGAACAUAAAGAUCAUGUACCUGAGCAGUUCGAUAAUCUGCGGGAUUUAAAGUUGCUCCAAGUUGAUUUUUCAUGGAGCACUUCCGUUUUUAUGAUAGCCACCUUUCUCUCGAUGUCCCCAAAUAUUGAAUCACUUAUCUUGGAACUUGCUAGAUAUCGCGAUUGGGAAUCAGCUUCAAAUCAAGAUGAGCUGCUGAUGAUAGAAUUAGAGACGUUGUCUGUGAUGUUCACGCUGAAUAAGCUCAAGAUGGUCAAGGUUUCUAACUUUCAAGGAAGCGCUAUAGAAAUGAAGCUUCUUAAAAUUUUGUUGACGAAGGCGGACGUUCUGGAAAAAUUCCGUAUCCACUGCAAACCAGUGGAAAGACUUUCGGAUGCUUCUGUACGUGGGAAUAUUUUCGAUGACCUUACUGAUUUGCGAAAGAAAUUGGACCUUCCGAGUGUCGCAAUAUUCCUAGAUGUACAGGAAGCUAGACGAGACUUCGCCUAGCACUUGAACUUUGGGCGUACCUUAUUUAUUUUCUGAUUUUUUUGCUUUCUCCUGGAUUCGUACCUUUGUUAAGAUUAACUUUUCUCGACAGUUCUUUUUUUCAAAGUAAGUCUUUAUGAAAUAUUUUUAGGCAAUUUCU
Molecule: messenger RNA, 1744 nt
Organism: Papaver somniferum (opium poppy)
Lineage: Eukaryota; Viridiplantae; Streptophyta; Magnoliopsida; Ranunculales; Papaveraceae
Product: putative F-box/FBD/LRR-repeat protein At5g44960
Exons: 3
Coding region: 1-1605 (534 amino acids)
Molecular function (GO): protein binding
Source: RefSeq, a predicted model, not a curated record